Colletotrichum truncatum is the source of this 1515-nucleotide messenger RNA. RefSeq names its product major facilitator superfamily transporter. Lineage: Eukaryota; Fungi; Ascomycota; Sordariomycetes; Glomerellales; Glomerellaceae. The record is from RefSeq and is a predicted model, not a curated record. Gene Ontology annotation, cellular component: membrane. Gene Ontology annotation, biological process: transmembrane transport. Gene Ontology annotation, molecular function: transmembrane transporter activity.
AUGGCGAACCCUGACAACACAAUCAAAGCCGUCGACCGAGUUGAACCGGUUCAAGACAAGGACGGUGCCUCGACGGUGUCCGCUGCCGCUGCCGAUACGAAGCCGGAGCCCCCACAACAGCCUGAAGCGGCCGGAUGGUUCCACUGGCAUGAGCCGGGCACAUCGCCCGAGGAGAAGAAACUCAUUUUCAAGCUGGAUUGGUUUCUAUUGAGCUUUGGCUGUUUAAUGUAUUUCAUCAAGCAGCUUGACCAAAAUAACAUCUCCAAUGCUUACGUCUCAGGCAUGUCCGAGGAGCUUGGCUUCGGUCCCGGUAACGAAUUGUCAUGGAUGAACACAUACUUCAAUAUUGGCACUAUCAUCGGCGGCUCUUUCGCAAACCUAAUCAUCACCGUCGUGCGCCCGCGGUACUGGUUGAGUGGCUGCUUGUUCGUGUGGUCCCUCUUCGUCUUGUUUCUAUUCAAGUGCAACAGCGCGCAUCAGUUCUACGUCCUGCGCUUCUUCAUCGGGCUUUUUGAAUCAUCCGCCUGGCCUGGUGUCAUGUAUACUCUUGGUUCCUGGUACCGCAAGAGCGAGCUCGCUCGUCGCUCUGGCCUGUUUGUCAUGAGCGGCGUCUUGGGGCAGAUGUUUUCUGGGUAUCUCCAAGCAGCUCUUUACAGCGGCAUGGGUGGAAAAGGCGGUUUGUCUGCAUGGAGAUGGCUCUUCAUCUUCGACUUCAUCCUUGCUAUUCCUGUCGUCAUCUACGGCGUCACCUGCUUCCCAGAUACCCCUCACACAACCCAAGCUUUCUACUUGAGCGACUGGGAAAAGGAACGCGCACGCCAGCGCAUUGAAGAAGAGGGCCGCAAGCCCGUCGGAAAGAUGAAUUGGUCCGUCAUUGGUCGUGUGUUCGGCUCGUGGCAAGUAUACGCCUUCACGGCGGCCUACUGCUUCUGGACACUCACCUGCGGUUCAUACAUCAUCCAAUACUUCACGCUUUACCUCAAGUCGACCAAGUUCUACACCGUACCACAGAUCAACAACAUCCCUACCUGCAUCGGAGCCGUCAACUUUGUGUUCAUGAUCUCAACUGGCUUCGUCGCCGACAAGCUAGGCCGGCGCGGCCCUGUCUGUUUCGCCGUCGGAUGUUUGCUGACAUUUGUUUACGCCGUUCUCGCGGCAUGGACUGUGCCGCACAUGCUUCGAAUGGCAGUGUUCAUUCUCGCGGGCUGCUACGGCUGCUACACGCCAUUGCUUGCGGGUUGGGCGAAUGAGGCAUGCGGAGGUGAUCAACAGAAGCGCGCUUUCGUGCUCGGAUUCAUGGUGUCUGUCGGCCAGGCUGUUGUUAUUCCGUUUCAACAGCUUCAGAUGCCUAGUGGGCAAGCACCUGCUUUCUCCAAGACGCAUGGAUGGGAGAGUGCAUUGGCGUUCGUCGUUGCGUUGACAAUUUGGACUGGUGUUGGGCUGCCGUUGCUACAGAAGUGGAGGGAGUCGAGAGUGAAGGUUAGCACUCACGAAAGCGAUAGCGAGGAAGCUUAA